CGGUGCGUCUCGCUGGGAAUACUGUACGUCAUACAGCCCCGUGGAGUCAGCAUGCCAGAUAUCCACGCGCACGUCCUUAAGGGGAGUUCCGUUUGUUGCUCGCACGGUACACAGGACGAAUAGGGGUUUUCCUGACGUAUCGUGGGAUAUUGCUGCUCCGGCGGGGAGGUGUUGGGCGUCGUGUGUGUGGAAUGGGCCCAGGAGAGUUCCCUGGGUCGUGCCGGGAGGGGAUGGGUGGUCUAUGGAGUCGAGCAGGGAGGAGAGGCCGAGGAUGUCUGAUAGUAGGAUGAAUUCCUGGCGGGUGCUGGUGCAUUUCUGGCCGGUCUGGGUGAGGAAGGUGAUUGCUGCGGUCCAUUCGGGGGUGGACAGGCGGGUUUCGCGGGCGAAGUCGUGAAGAUGGGUGACUAGGCGUUCGAAGAUGUAGCGGGUUCGAGGGUCGGGGCAGCUUGAGUUGGUCUGGAUGGUGUGUGCGGUGAUGUUGUCUACUGAGAGGUCGGACAUGGUUACUAUUAUUUGAUUGUGGUUGUGGUUGUGGUUGUGGUUGUAGUUGAGAAAUGAUAUUUGGUAGGUGUUGGGUGUUAUAUCUAUGAUUCUCUUAGAGAUGGUCUGUACAACGUCUCCGGGUAUGCAUUUGACCCCGCAGUGAUUAGUGAUGAGUGACGCUGGAGGAAGAGACAGGGAUAUGAUCCUUUCUAGCAUUGAGAAGCUGUAGUGCAUAGGCCGGCUAUAAUAUGAGGCAUGAGCGUGGCUGGACUGUAUGAGCAGAGAAAUGUAUUCACAAGAAGCUGAAGCUGAAGCUGAAGCUGAAACUGAAGCUGAAAAAUGGAUGAGAAACUAGAAAAAUCAAUCAAGUACACCGUACAUCGUAACGCUCUCGCUAUAAAGUGGAAAAAGUGGAAAAAAGAUGUAGCCAAACAGGUAGAUAAUAAGUAGUAGAUGUGGUAUAAGUUUUAUCGAGCCUCAACAACAUGGCUGGUCCCUCUCUCGCGGUUCUUUUCUCUGUCUCUAUCUUUUUCUCUCUGCUGCUGCUGUUCUUGUUGCUGCUGCUGGGUCCUCUCUCGCUCAGCAGUGCGUUGUCUGUGGUGGUCAAAGGUGUCCAUGAUGGCUUGUGCAAGGACAUCACUAGAGUCAUCAUCUAGUCUUGUACUGGCGGUCCUAUCAUGUCUCUGGCUAUUUCUACCACUGUUUGUGGUGCCGUUGGUGGUAUUUGUGGUUAUCGUAGUUGUAGCGGUGGUAGUAGCAGGCCUAGCAGGACUACUCUUGAGUCUAUCAUCCGGGGCAGAGGUAGAAGCAGAGACAUCUUCACUGGCAUCUCUGUCCUUUUCGCGGGUAGCAGUAGUGGUGGUGGUGGCAUCCAGGCUAGCUGCGCGGUCCUUGGGGUGGUCCUUUUGUAGUUCUUCCGCCUUGACAUCGCGCCAGGAGCACUUUGCAUGUUUCUUUGUGCAGCCCAUGCACGCGGUCAGGUUCUUGAGGCAGUGCAUGUUCAGUCUUCUACAUCUAUCGCAAGGUGGCAGGAUACGUUCUCCUCUAGCUAGGUCUUCCAUGCGGGCAACCAUGGCUGCCUUGAAUGGCGCAGUCUCAUCGCGGUCAUGUGAAGGAGUUGGCUUUGGAUGCGGGAGUAGCGAAGAAGGAGUGCUUGGAAUAGGUACGGGAGGAAUCGAGGAGUUGACCUGUCCCGGGAACGGCGAGGAGGAGGACUGGUGGUCUGAGUCUGGGUGGUGGUCGGGCUGCUGCUGUUUCUGCUGGUGCAUGCGUCUGUCGGAGGUGGUGAAGAACUUCUUCAUGAGCUCUGCGCGGGUGCUGGGGGAGGCGCCCUUGAUAGAGGUCCCGUUGAUGAUGGUGACGUUGUCUGAGAUGGGCUGGGAGAAGGCAAACUGCGCCGGUUCGUCGUGGUAGGAGGAAGGGUCCUGGCGCGAGUUGACUGCGACGAAGCCGGGCGGGGAUGCGGUGCGAGACUGUCCAUGGCCGUUGGGGGUGGAGCUGUCCUUCCAGGGGCUGAUGGCGCGGGUCUGCGAGAGAGCGAGAGAGGCGUCGUUUUCCCGCCUGGAGACGAUGGCGUUGCGUCGGUUUUUCAGCCGGUGGUUGAGCUGUCUAGCCCUAGCCGAUACUACAAACUGUUAGCACAGAAUAAGCCAAGUCAAAAGACAGAGAGAGGCCUACCCUGAUCGGCAAGCUGGAUAAUGUACACCAGGUUCUUCUCGAGUAUCUCGAGAGCACCCAGCUCCUUCUCCUCGUCCUCGCUGAUAGGCUGCGGCGGGAUCAUCUUCUGCGGCAUGCCGGACGCAAUCAGAACAUAGUCCUCCUCGGAUAUCUCGACGCGGGCAUGCUUGAUGUCCAGCUGGCAG
Trichophyton rubrum CBS 118892 is the source of this 2345-nucleotide messenger RNA. RefSeq lists its product as uncharacterized. The transcript has a single exon. The record is from RefSeq and is a predicted model, not a curated record. Bases 937 to 1896 code for a protein of 319 amino acids. NCBI's taxonomy places the organism in Eukaryota, Fungi, Ascomycota, Eurotiomycetes, Onygenales, Arthrodermataceae.